Xylona heveae TC161 is the source of this 2180-nucleotide messenger RNA. RefSeq lists its product as hypothetical. NCBI's taxonomy places the organism in Eukaryota, Fungi, Ascomycota, Xylonomycetes, Xylonales, Xylonaceae. The record is from RefSeq and is a predicted model, not a curated record. The transcript has 2 exons. Bases 145 to 1881 code for a protein of 578 amino acids.
CAACCCUGCUAAUUGGGCGCUGCAUGAGACAUCCCAACUGGUUUGGUUUAUGCCUGAAUACUAUGACUCAGAUGGACUGCAAAUAAAUUCAGUGAUUGUGUACAUACAUUGCAAGAUUUGUCGACAGAUUUGAGUUUAUCCAUCAUGGCAGGCAGCGUUGGAUUGGAAAAUAUGCUUGUCCAAGGAGACGAAGAUAGCCAGACGCAUGAUCAGGCCGAGCAAUCGCCAUCUGGCCAGGAACGCUCGCUGGACGAGCUGUUGCAGCAGUGUCGACAAGUUCUGCGGGAAGUGGACGACUUCAAAACUCAUCUUGCAAGUUGCAAAAAGGACAAGACGGUGGAAUUGAGACAUUUUAGAAAUACAAUUAGUUCGGAGCUGAAGUUGCUGGAAAAGCUUACAAAAAUCGACCCCGCCACGGCAGAACUCCGAUCUCAACAUGCAGUCCGCUCCUCCAACGUCCCAUUCUACUCCGCGGUAUGGGCCGCUGCAAAGCGUUCCGGGAGUGUUGUAGCAUUCAACAAGCGAUUCUACUGGGAAGAGCCACCGCGACGAGUGCCCCUACAGCAGUGUCAACCCGGAUCUGGCGCUAAUUCGCCAUCAACAUCAUCCGUCGAUACACCACUAAACCGUGCAGGUCCAGCAGCAGCCAGUUCUAAACGUCGAAAAGCCCACCGGCCCAAACGCAAAAGUGCCCUGGUCGACGUCGUUGCUCGCGGCGGCGAGGAAUGGAUCAAAGUCUCGACAAUCACUUCUACUCGAAUAGGUUUCGAAAUGGCCAAGGUCGGCUGGGAAGCAGACAGCCAAGCUUCGUCCUCGAAUUCCGAGUAUUCUGAUGAUGAUGAUGACGACGACGACAUUUCUCUGGCAAAAGUGACUGCCCGUCUCGUGCGCGCCGCGAAAUCAGUCCGUGUCCGGUACCGCCAUCCUCAGGUCGUUCUCGUUCUUCCCAAAAUAUACCAGCACGAACACCCAGCCAUUGACGCGCUUCUUGACGACCUCCGCCGGACCGGCACCGUUGUCGAGACCGGCGAUACCAUACCCGCCUCUCCGGCUCUCUCCUCUUCCAUCCUGCGAUCCCUUACCAUCGACCCCAUCAGGUCGUUCGCCCCGACAGUCAACGUCGACUGCACGCUGCUUCUCGCGCUCGUAUCGGACCUUUCCCACGGCGACGUCACGCCCCAGCCAUGGUUCCACACGGCCAUCAAGCGCCAAAUCGAGCGCGAAAAGAGCGAUACCUUACUCCCGUCGGUUCUUUUCCCCGCCAUGCGCGGCCGGAAACUCGUCUGCGUGGCCCAGGCUGCGGAGCGUAUGCGCGACAUUGUCGCCACUAUCGGCACGCCCACAGAGAAGGCACGGACAAGAGUGCUCUUGGGAGAUGUUGAUGCGGAUGCAGAGACGGAUAUUUUUCAAUUAGUGGGCAAUCAUGAUAAUGUCAAGGACAGUAAACAUGGCUCCGCAAGCAUCACAUCUUCCGCAAAUCUCACGGCUUUAUUCCAAACGCUCUCUUCGCAUUCUAUUCCCGCGGAUCUACAUCUUCCCAUCUCCGUUGUAGCCCAAGAGGAGGUUGAUGCCGCGGUGGAAAAGACUCUCCCGCCUACGAUAUCCAGCUCGCUCGCACAGGACUUGUCGGAUAUUAAUACUGCGGUCUUCAUGUACGGCUGGGCACAGGGCAUCACGACGCUCUCCUCGAAUAAGACGGUGGCCAAGCAUAUCCAAGUUGCGGUCGAAGAGGACCUGGAUGCGCGAGACGGAGAGCGGGAGGCGCAAGAUGGAGAAGGAGGAGAAGGACGAGGGCAAGGGGUUGUACCUGCAGGUCCGGAUAUUUGGUUAUGUCCUACCGCGCGCAGUUUGGUAGGCAAGGAGAAGAACAGACGGGAGUGAGCGGCUUCGUUGUGAGUUUUCUCUUGGGGAUUGGAAAUAUCGAAUGUGUUUCUUUUCUUCUUCUUCUUCUUCUUCUUCUUCUUCUUCUUCUUCUUCUUCUUCUUCUUCUUCCCCCCCCCGGGCCCUCAACCCAGGAAUCAUUGGAGUCAAGCAUUGUAGAUAUCACCUGAACCAUCUGCGUGGAGUGAAGAAAGUGAAUUGGAAAAGGGCGUAGAUAGAUGAAAUGACGAUAAGAUGCAUGCGCGGAACUAAGAGCAUGAUACGUAUUACUCAUUUCUUUGAAUUAAAUAUUCUUUCAU